Molecule: messenger RNA, 1518 nt
Organism: Lathyrus oleraceus (garden pea)
Lineage: Eukaryota; Viridiplantae; Streptophyta; Magnoliopsida; Fabales; Fabaceae
Product: probable sugar phosphate/phosphate translocator At5g25400
Exons: 1
Coding region: 221-1258 (345 amino acids)
Source: RefSeq, a predicted model, not a curated record
UCACAAUUUAAAACUACACGUCACUCUCUCACUCAAACUAAGAAACUAGAUCUGAAAGUAAUACAAAUUCGCAUCUCUAAUUCCCAUUAUUCUCUUAUUCCUCAAAAGCUCAAUUUCACCAAUCACAUGAAACCCGACCCGAUUCAAUUCCACUGAAUUCCGAUCAAUUCCUCCAGAUCCGUCGUCUUCUUCCGAUUAGGGUUAGGGUUGACCAGAAAAAAUGGCAGUCUCCGAUGGCGUCGUCAAGAAAGUGAUCCUCUCCUACACCUAUGUAGCGAUAUGGAUCUUCCUCAGCUUCACUGUUAUCGUUUACAACAAGUACAUCUUGGAUAAGAAGAUGUACAAUUGGUCCUACCCGAUCUCGUUAACCAUGAUUCACAUGGCUUUCUGUUCCUCACUGGCGUAUCUUCUCGUUCGUGUCUUCAAGCUCGUUGAACCUGUUUCGAUGUCGCGCGAUCUGUAUCUGAAAUCCGUUGUUCCGAUUGGUGCACUUUACUCGCUUUCGCUUUGGUUUUCGAAUUCCGCUUAUAUUUAUCUCUCUGUUUCGUUUAUUCAAAUGCUUAAAGCGCUUAUGCCUGUUGCUGUUUAUUCGAUUGGUGUUUUGUUUAAGAAAGAGGGUUUUAAGAAUGAAACUAUGGCUAAUAUGAUUUCUAUUUCACUUGGUGUUGCUGUUGCUGCUUAUGGUGAAGCUAAGUUUGAUACUUGGGGUGUUACGUUGCAGCUUAUGGCUGUUGCUUUUGAAGCUACUCGUUUGGUUUUGAUUCAGAUUUUGCUUAACUCUAAGGGGAUUUCAUUGAAUCCGAUUACCUCGCUUUAUUACAUUGCUCCUUGUUGUUUGGUGUUUUUGUCUGUUCCUUGGCUGAUUGUUGAGUAUCCUUCUUUGAGGGAUAACUCUAGUUUCCAUUUGGAUUUUGCGGUUUUCGGGACCAAUUCGCUUUGUGCUUUUGCUUUGAAUCUUGCUGUGUUUUUGCUGGUUGGAAAGACUUCUGCUUUGACUAUGAAUGUUGCUGGGGUUGUUAAGGAUUGGCUGUUGAUUGCGUUUUCUUGGUCUGUGAUUAAGGACACUGUUACACCGAUUAAUUUGAUUGGUUAUGGGUUGGCGUUUUUGGGGGUUGCGUAUUAUAAUCAUUCCAAGUUGCAGGCACUUAAGGCUUCGGAGACUCAGAAGAAGGCUCAGCAGAAUGAUGAAGAGGCUGGAAGGUUGUUGGAACAGAGAGACGGGGAAGGGACUGGAAGGAAGAUCGACAGCCAGAACUGAUUCAACAUGUCUAUCUCAUUUUUGGAUGCGAAAUUUGCUUUUGGGUAUAUGUGGUGGUGUAUUGUACUACUAUUAGGUAAUUAUUUUAUUAUCAUUCGGAUUAUCAUCAGUAUUAUUAUGUUAUUUUACUUCUGUUUAUUUCAUUCAGCUUAUUUUAUUCAUAUUUUAGUUGUGUAUUGGGUCUGAGAUUGAUCUUUGUCUUAUAUAUGCUUAUUCAGUGUUUCAUAUUAAUGGUCAGUUAAUGAAUUUAGUUUCCUUGA